Osmerus eperlanus (European smelt) is the source of this 813-nucleotide messenger RNA. It is a transcript of the gene gatc, whose product is annotated as glutamyl-tRNA amidotransferase subunit C. Gene Ontology annotation, biological process: regulation of translational fidelity; mitochondrial translation; glutaminyl-tRNAGln biosynthesis via transamidation. The coding region runs from base 133 to 690 and encodes 185 amino acids. Gene Ontology annotation, cellular component: mitochondrion; glutamyl-tRNA(Gln) amidotransferase complex. NCBI's taxonomy places the organism in Eukaryota, Metazoa, Chordata, Actinopteri, Osmeriformes, Osmeridae. The record is from RefSeq and is a predicted model, not a curated record. Gene Ontology annotation, molecular function: glutaminyl-tRNA synthase (glutamine-hydrolyzing) activity. The transcript has 5 exons.
UUUAGCUUAGCUUCUUGACUGGCUAGUUGGAUAAUGCCAGUCGGUGUUAGGAGUCAUAUCAAGACCUGAAGCAAGCUUCCCAUUUAGCCACAUCAUUGUACACAGACUACUUAACACAGUAGACACCACAAAAUGGUACUUUUAUCAUUUAGUUCUGGACUCAGUCGUUUACGAACAUUGAGAAUGAUGCCGUCUUUAUGUCGAUGUAGUACCGCUGGAGUUUCAAGAACGUCCAAUGACGGAUGCUGCAUGUGGAGCCUUGUGGAAAUGCGACGCCGUCAAUGCAGUUCUCACAUUUCUAACACGAAGGUGCCGUUGACACCAACGUGGAAGCCAAUGCAAAGCAACCUAACCCAACCGGCCGGAGUGUCGGCAGACCUGGUUGAUAAAUUGGAGAGACUGGCGCUGGUAGAUUUCCGUAACCAGGAGGGACUUGUCUGUUUGGAGAAAGCGAUUCAGUUUGCUAAUCAGCUCCACGCCGUGAACACCGAUGGCGUUGAGCCAAUGGAUUCCGUUCUAGAAGACAGGUCGCUAUAUCUGCGUGAGGACAUAGUGACAGAAGGCGACCAUGCGGAGGAACUCCUCAAUCUCUCUAGUAACACGGUGGAGGAGUACUUCGUCGCACCACCAGGUAACAUUCCACUUCCGAAGAGAGAGAGAGAUUCCAUGUUGAAAGAACCAGAGCUAUAACACAAAGUAAUUCAGUGUAUGAAAGAUAUUUUGUAUAACGUAUUUAUUUUUACGACUCUCGAUUAUAAACGUUUUCGAAGUUACUUUAAUGUGCGAGGUAUUGAAAAGGUAUUGUAACGACCA